Messenger RNA from Epithele typhae, 1086 nucleotides. Its product is annotated as Clavaminate synthase-like protein. Gene Ontology annotation, molecular function: dioxygenase activity. The transcript has 10 exons. NCBI's taxonomy places the organism in Eukaryota, Fungi, Basidiomycota, Agaricomycetes, Polyporales, Epitheliaceae. Bases 1 to 1086 code for a protein of 361 amino acids. The record is from RefSeq and is a predicted model, not a curated record.
AUGCCCGUUGCCGUCCCAGCGCCCGAGCUCGGCCAGUUUAACUACGUCCCGGAGACAAAGGAGAAGCUCGACUGGGCCGAUCUCACCACCCUCGACUUCAGCCUCUACGGAUCGCCGAGGGCAAGAAACAGCUCGCCGACACCCUCGUCAAAGGCGUUCAACUUCAACAUCUCGCAGGAGCGCGUCAACCGCCAGUUCUCGCUGGGAAAGCAGUUCUACGAGCUGCCGUUGGAGGAGAAGUUGAAGUAUGUACCGGCAAAUCUGGGAGGGUAUAACGGUUAUGUUGCCUCCGGUCGCCGCAUUCUCGACGCCGAGUCCGGGAUCAGAGACCGCAUCGAGAUCUACAACAUUCCUAAGUUUGACGGUUUCUUCACCCACAACCACCCAUCCAUCGUUCAAGACAAUCUGGCGGAGAUCGAGGAGUUCGCUAGGUCUCUCCACACCGAGGUGCUGAACCCUUUGCACAUCUUGCUCGCGAUUGCCCUCGAGCUCCCCGAGGACUACUUCCUCAAGAUCCACGACUACUCCCGCAAGAGCGAGGACCACUUCCGGUACAUGAAGUACACCAAGUUCACUCCCGAGGAGAACGCGAAAAUCGGCCGCCUCUGGGGCCGGGGCCACACCGACCUCGGCUCGUGGACGCUGCUCUUCCGCCAGCCCGUCGCCGCGCUCCAGAUCCGGCACCACACGACGAACGAGUGGAAGUGGGUGCGGCCGCAGGACGGGACGCUGACGGUGAACGCGUGCGACGCGCUCUCGUUCCUCACGGGCGGGUACGUGAAGAGCACCGUGCAUCGUGUCGCGGCGCCGCCGAAGGACCAGGAGCACGUUGACCGUCUUGGUAUCCUCUACUUUUCCAGGCCGAACAACGAAGUCAAGCUCGAGACCAUAAAGGACUCUCCCGUCCUCCAGCGCGAAGGAUUCGUCAAGAACCCUUUCGAAGAGUCCAGCAACCCUGCGCCCACCAUGGAAGAGUGGACGUUCGCGAAGCAAAAGUGGCAGCGCGUCAACAACACGGUCCGCGGUGACCCCGAAUACGAGAACGCGCAGAUCGUACCCGGCUAUUCGGAGAGGCGGUACGUAUGA